AUGGGUCGUGAAUUCGUUGUUGUUAUUGUAGCAAUACUUUGGUUCCUCUCAAUAUCUUCUGGUUGCUUAGCAAAAGAAGACUCAUCAUCCACUGCGAUAGCUUUCGUCGAUAAGAUAUGCAACGACGCAACAUACAAAAACCUUUGCUUGGAUACGCUCGUACCGUACGCUGACCGCAUCGGUGGUGUAGCGAAAAAAGCAACCCGUCUGGCCAUAACGCGAACUGUUGAGGAAGUACAAUCAAUGUUAAGUGAACUUAAUAGCCUCUCAAACCCUCCUAAAUAUUGGCAUCGCGAAGUCACUGCCUUCGUGCGUUGUAGUGAAACAAUAUCGAGGGCAGGAGUAGACUUGUUCAGUGCACUUGAAGUUACUAAUCACUUGGGUGGUGGAGAUAAGGCUGCCAAAGAGACCAAGAGGUUACGCAUGGAGAACAACGUCAAAUCGGUGAUUAAUGAUACACAAACAUGCAUGGAUUUUCUUCGAAAUUCAAAGGCUGGAAACAAUAUCAUUAAUAUUCUUCAAUAUAAUAUGAAACCAAUUGUUCAACUUGCUACUAAUGCAAUUGACCUAAUCCAUCACCUCCAUGGAGGUGCAGUCGCCGUGUCAUCUGCUACUGCUGGUGGUGUAGGUGCUGCUGCCGCUGAGGCUCCAAAGUAG
This is a messenger RNA of Spinacia oleracea (spinach), 657 nucleotides long. RefSeq lists its product as uncharacterized. Gene Ontology annotation, biological process: negative regulation of catalytic activity. NCBI's taxonomy places the organism in Eukaryota, Viridiplantae, Streptophyta, Magnoliopsida, Caryophyllales, Amaranthaceae. The coding region runs from base 1 to 657 and encodes 218 amino acids. The record is from RefSeq and is a predicted model, not a curated record. Gene Ontology annotation, molecular function: enzyme inhibitor activity. The transcript has 2 exons.